AAUCGAGUCGAGGUGCGAGCAGGUGAGCUUCUACAUCGAGGCACCGUACGGCUGGCCCGCAGAAGAUCUAUCCCGGCCUCGCACCUGCCGUCUUGCCUCGCAAGGCACGAACAGAAGACCCUGCCUCGCAGGCGCACAGGUUUCGCAUUUGCUUUACCUCGAAGUAUGAUGACAAGCCAACGAGCACCCGUCUCGACCGAGCAGUGGCCCUGGCCUGCACCGAAAUUUACAUUCGAGACCCUCAAUGGCUUCUUUCUGUACGACGAGGAGGUGCAACCGCCUCAGCUGCCGCCGCUGGCCGAGAACUUUGGCCUUCGCCAGGACAAGACGUGGAAGCAACUCGUAGACACGCUCACGGAGCUCAACGCAUUUGCCAAAAAUGGGGAGCAGUACAAACUCAUCUUCGCCGGCCGGCACGGCGAGGGCUGGCACAACGUCGCCGAAGCCAAGUACGGCACUGAAGCGUGGGACGGCAAAUGGGCUCUACUCGACGGCGAUGGUCAAAUGACCUGGGGGCCAGACCCGCCGCUGACGCCUCUCGGCGUCUCGCAAGCACAAGCCGUUAACAGCAUGUGGAAGCGCCUCCUCAGCGAGGCUCCGCCCAACGACGAAGACCGCCCACCCCUUCCGACGAUUCUCUUCAGCAGCCCAAUGCAGCGCAGUGCUGUGACGCUGCGCAUGACUUACGAUGGUGUCCUCCUUGGCGCAAACACGAUCGAGGGCCGCGCGCCACUUGUGCCGCGCAUGCGUGAGCUGUGGCGCGAAACCCUGACGACGCACAUGUGCGAUCGCCGCGCCGAUAAGACGGUCAUUCAGCAGAGGUUUCCGGAGUUCGAAAUAGAAGAGUCUAUGACCGAGAAGGACGAGUUAUUUAUGGAAGUGCUAGAGGAAGAUGCGACGAGUGCCAUCCGACUGCGGCACAGUCUGAGUCAGACAUUCACGGAGUCUGAGGGCCAUCAGAUCAUCGGCAUCACCUUACACUCUGGCGUUAUGCUAGGCCUGAUGACAGCCGUCGGACAUGCCGUGUUCAAGCCCAAAAUCUGCGGUGUGGUCCCAAUGAUUGUAAAAGCGACGCCUGUGAAGUGAUUGCGAGUGAGAGCAUUAAACCUGAUUCGUUGUUACGAACCGCAUCUAUGAUACAUGUUGUAAAUGCAGAGAGGGGAUGGUGC
Messenger RNA from Tilletiaria anomala UBC 951, 1169 nucleotides. RefSeq lists its product as uncharacterized. Gene Ontology annotation, molecular function: phosphatase activity. The coding region runs from base 169 to 1086 and encodes 305 amino acids. Lineage: Eukaryota; Fungi; Basidiomycota; Exobasidiomycetes; Georgefischeriales; Tilletiariaceae. Gene Ontology annotation, cellular component: cytoplasm. The transcript is spliced from 5 exons. The record is from RefSeq and is a predicted model, not a curated record.